AUGAACUUAUGGUGGACUGCGUUGAUAGCAUGUUGGACGAGUUGUUCCGCCGAUUGGACUUAUUCGCUCCGACGUGACAUGGCUUGGGCCGGACGUCAUGUUAUGUUGUUCUCUGUGGGUACCAAUCAUUCCACGUUCCAUAUGGAAAAUCAAACUAAAGAGCUCGUCAAUGAUGAUAAGAAGUUCGCCGUGGUGAUGGAUGUAUCGCAAUUAAGAUUAGAUGACUUGAAGGUGCAGGUGGAAGGCCAUAACCUUCUCAUCCAUGGCCACGGAGAGAUGAAGACCGAUCACGGUCAUAUCAGGAAGAGCUUCGUAAGCAGAUGGACCCUUCCCAAAGACUGUGAUCUGGAUGUCGCAUAUUCCCAAAUUGACAACGAUGGUAACCUCUCUAUAGAGAUUCCAAAGAACGGCCAUGACAACAACACAUGA
Messenger RNA from Ostertagia ostertagi, 429 nucleotides. Lineage: Eukaryota; Metazoa; Nematoda; Chromadorea; Rhabditida; Trichostrongylidae. The record is from the annotation of a GenBank genome assembly.